Messenger RNA from Aegilops tauschii subsp. strangulata, 3213 nucleotides. Lineage: Eukaryota; Viridiplantae; Streptophyta; Magnoliopsida; Poales; Poaceae. The record is from RefSeq and is a predicted model, not a curated record.
ACCGUUUUCUAAAAAAAGACCAUGUGCCCCGCUUCGCUCCGUAUCUGGUCUGUUUAAAAUGGGAAAUGUUUGUGGCCGGGGUGCCGGCCGAACCGUUCCUCCGCGCGUUGGAUCUCUUGGGAAAUGUUUGUGGCCGGGCUGCCGAUCCGUUGCUCCGCACGUUGGAUCUCUUGAGAUCCAAGGACGCUGCCUGUGCCACGUGUUAUCAGACCCAUGCUUUUUUUGAAGCGCGCACAGGCUAUUCCUUCACUAGUUUUUGCUGCAACUUGCAUGGGGCAUUUCGGUGCGAGGAGACAGGGCGGCUGUGUUUGGCGAUCGGCGGGCGACAGGGUUGUUGGCACCCGGAGAUCAGGAGCGGCGGCUGCGGCCCAAGACGGAUCUCGGUUCUCCGGCGACCUAUGGCCCUCCCGAUGUUGUUGCAGGCAGCUCUGGUGAGAAUGAGGGGAGUAAGAAGGUUAACAGGAAGAAUAAGAAAAAAAGCAAUCGCUGUGGGUCAGCUUGGGAAGCAAUUAUCACCGGAGAAACAGAGAAUUAUAAAGAAUGGCCCAUUUGGAGACUUGUUGGACAUCCAGCCUUUCAAGGUGCCUCAUGAGCUCAUUGAGUUUGUUGUGAUGUUCAUGAAUCACACACUCCGUGAGUUUAAAUACAAGAACAAAUCCAUCAACUUCAGCAAACUCAUGGUGAGAAGGACUUUCAACGUGCCAUCCGGUGAUAGACCUAUGAAGCUUCUAAAGAAGAGCGAUGAACAUGACCUUCACAACAUCUACAAAGAGGGGAACAUGGCACCAAUCACCCAUGUUAUCAAGUUGCUCAAAGAUUGCAACGAUGAGGAUGGGGUUAUGAUAAAUAGGACAUGGGCACUCAUUGUGUUGGCAAUAGUUGUGUGCCCUGGCACUGGCAAUAUGGUUAACCUUGAGUAUCUAGCUUCGCUUGAAGACAUGUCUUUGGUGCGUGACCUCGCUUGGGAUGAGCACUUGUUGAAACGAGCAAUGGAGGAGGUUGCGGUCUUUCAAGAGAAGAAGAGGAUGCAAGCAACAACGGAAAAUCCAGCAGAGUUUCAAAUUCGAUCAUGCCUUCCCAUGUUAGUGAUCAUAUACAUGGAUAACCUUGAUAUCCCGGCCGGCCUCCCAAACAAGCAUGUCAUUGAUUAUUCCGUGCUGAGGAUACGUCUUGUCUGUCAAAAGGAUUUCGUUUGGGUGGAUAAAGUGGACAAGAACAAGCUUACUCUUACCAGCCUUUCUACGAGAAACAUACAUAAUCCCGGCUUCUAUGCAACACACUGUAUGCCGCAUAACUUGUGGGACAAGAAGUUGGUGCUGAAGCAGCCAGUGGGCAGGGAGUUGGUCCUGAAGCAGCUAGUGGUUAAGGAAGCCAAAUUCAAGGUGAUGAAAUUCAAGCAAAGGACUCUCAAUAAAACGAGGCUCAACCAAAUGUUGAGGUUGAACCACACCUAUCAUCAUCGCUCAAUGAUUGGUUGCAACAUUCAUUCCCUAGCAUACAAGAUCUAAGGGUACCAACUCAGUUCUAAAUGUUGUACGACAAGCACAAGGGGAUUUUUGCAGCGGAGGUAGAUGAUGUAGUAGGCAAGUUUGGACAGUGUUUAAAGGGAUUACGGUGCAAUCGGAUGGCCGCUCUCCUUCAUGAUGUUGGAUACGCCAUCACAGCUACCAAUGAGCCCAACUUUUCCUUUGCAGCACCUAGCAUGGAUGAAUGUCGUGGAAAAGAGCAUGAUGCUCAAGCUGCAAAUGCCGGCAUUGAUGCUCAAGCUCAAGCUGAAGCUGCAACACCUAGCAUGAACAAGGAUGAAGUCAGUGGGGAGCUGAAAAAGAACCAAGAAGUUGCAACAGAGACUGCUGAAACUCAUGAGAAACAAAGAGUGAGUUUUGAGAUGGAAGGCAAUGUCUCACCUCAUAGCCCCCCACUCUUCCAUGAUGCACCGAGAAGUGCGACAGCUGGGAUUUGGGUCGAUGAGCCAUCAUGUGAGCUGUUCCCAAAGGGUUCAGAAGACUAUGAGUUGAUGCAUUGCAGGGAUGAGCCUACAAACAAGAAGAGCACAUUUAGCCCCAUCUAUGCCAACAUCACUGUGUUUCCUGUAUCAGACGAUGAUGACAACCCAACUGCUACGAUGGUCGCUACAGAAGGCAAAUUGUUGAUGUAAGCAGCGGCCCAAGCACACAUGACAAGAACACUAGGAAGAAGAGGAUGGCUAAAGUCCCGGCUGUAAAAAAUACCAAGGCAAAGAAGCAGAAGGUCGAUGAACAAGAUGAAGUUGCAGCUAUGUAUGAGAAGUAUAUUAAGCAUGGGAAACCAUUGAGGAGAACAGUUCCCAAUGAACAAUUGUGAGCUACCUAAGCCCUAUCUCUUUUUGCUUUUUAUUCUUUAUUUUCUGCUCGAAAUAAAUGAUUCAUUCGACUGCAACUAUGGUAACAGGACACCUUUCGCCAAGAUAGGUGGAUUUUUCAUUGGAUACAAGAAAUUCCUCAUAUGCUUCAAGCCCCGCGGGGAUACGAAUGAUGAGGUUAUGUCACUAUGUAUCGAGAUGUACAACCUCGCAUCUCAUGCAAAAAGCAAUAGGGUUGUGAAGAAAUAAAUGUUCUUAGUCUACGAGGCGGUUCUACUAAAAUAAGACCCAUCAACCUUCCAACCAUCAGUUCUCAUGCCUGAGCUUGAAAGGGCUGUCAAAAAGUACAAGAUUCAAAAAUUUGACCUCGUAAGUUUCGCAUGAGCCUUUUUUGUUUCAUACCACAAAUACUUUCAAAUAUGUAUCCGAUGAUGCGAGGCGACUAACAUUUUUUAUGUUCUAAGUCCCUUUGCAUUCUUUUGUAUUUUCCAUCUCUUUUUCACAAUUGUUCAUGAGCGCCAUUGGAUAGUCGUUUGCGCAAACUUGAUUCACAAGCAAUGGAAUGUAUUUGACUCAAUCAAUGCAAAAGGGAAAGCAUCUCCUUUGAAGAAGCAGGCCAAUAACCUGAUCACAAACUUUGCAACUCUCACACAAAAGUGUGAUGAAUUCAAUGUCAAUGUUGCACCCUUCCCCGUGUUGACCUCGAGGACUACUCAAAUCAGAAUAACCUGUCAGUUUUCUUUUUUCUUCUACUUCAAUCACGUGUCCCUUUUCAACAACUUUUUGUUUCCACUAUUGUGACACCCGGGUAAUUAAGCUACAGCAACCCUCUGCUAAUGAUGCUAUGUCACUUCGAUUACUGUUGAUAAUCU